UUCAAUUUGUGACUGAAGCAUUCGUUGUAUUUAACUAUUUAUAUAUUUACUUAUUACUUUACUUUAUCUCAAAAAGAUAAUAAUUGAAUAAUAAUCCAUGCAGGUUAAAAGUUACGCGACAAAUUAUUUUUUAAUUAUAUAUCAAUAACAUCUUGUGGAUUCGAUGUGCGUCUAACCAAACGUUCGUACAAUAAAUAUAGUUUUUCUUGCUUUGAGAUAUAAACACGUGUGUGUAUAUGUGUAUAUAUAUAUAUAUAUAUACAUCCAAGUUUAACACAAUAUAAACAUUCUAUUGAAUAUCUGAUAAAAAUUAAACAUUCGCGCUAAAACCAAAGAGCUUGUCGCAUAACACAAUCCUUUUAUAAGAUAAGUCGAUCAACUACAAAACUAGAUUAGUUCAUGGACUCCUCGAUUAACGAAAUACGUCAAACUGGGGUCAAGCUGUGGAUGAUAGUAUGUUGUAUAGAAAAGCUUAUAUAGUAGAGAUUCUCGUUAAAGAAUAUUUGAUGAAAAAAUAUUAAUAAUAAGGAUACAAAAUUAACAAGAUGAGUCGUUCGAAGGAUGACAAAUAUUUGUCAAGAUCAUCGAGACAAUGUAACGUUGUAUUGGUAUAAAGUAAGACGAGGUGUCUGAUAGGGUAUGGUAAAGAGUUGAAAGGGGUGAACGAGUAGGAGAAGGAGGAGGAAGAGGAAGAGGAAGAAGAAGAAAAAGAAGAGGAGGAGCAGCAGCAGGAGAAGAAAAAGGAGGGGGAAAGGAAAAGGAGGAGGAGCUUAUCUACAGUGCAGAUCGCGAGGGCGCGGGGCCGCGACCCUGAGCCCGAUACGCGCAAUAUUAUCCUGGACAGCGAACCGGUAGUAGUAGUGUAGUGUGGUAAAUGCAACCGAAUGCGUCGGAGUAUUUAUCUACGAAAGUCUUAUUCGUUUCGAAUAAAAGUGAGAUAUCAGAAUAGUUUAAUACGGUGAGAGAGAUAUCAUUAAUGUGGUAAAAGGUCAAGAGUUCAUGAUCGGUUAAACGGAAAGGAACGAUGAUCUGGAUCUUACGAAGAGUUUGAUGAUAAACCAUCUUACUUCGUUUCUUCUUUGAUAUCUCUGGAGGAAGAUCUCGAAUAUCAAAUCGUUUUUGUGUAUACAAAUAUAUAGAAAAUAUUUUGAUUAAGGUGUGUCGAAAGAAAGUGUUAGCAAAUAGUAAAAGUGUAUGCGACUGUGCGACGAGUGAUAGUUUUUCCCUCCUCCCCACUCCUCCCCCCCCCUUUACUACAUCUUAGAAUUAUCUUUUCGCCUCUUUUUUUCUAUUUUGUGAAAGUGUUACUUGUGCGUAAUCGUUUAUCGGACGACUCAAAAAUGCCGCUCUUUGGUAAGAAGGAUUCUAAUAAGAAAAUGAAGAAAGAUGGGAAAGACGAUAAAUCACCAUCCGUCGAGGACAAAUAUAUUUUGAAGGAAUUGCUUGGAACGGGUGCUUUUUCCGAAGUAAGAUUAGCAGAAAGUAAAGAAAAGCCUGGUCAAAUGUUCGCUGUCAAGAUUAUUGAUAAAAAGGCAUUGAAAGGAAAAGAAGAUUCUUUAGAAAAUGAAAUCAAAGUAUUAAGGAGGUUCAGUGAAAGAGUGACACCACAGAGUGGUGAUGGACUCCUGAAGUCGGAUAGUAGUGGCGAAACAGGAUGGUUAACACAUCCUAAUAUAGUACAGCUAUUGGAGACUUAUGAAGACAAGCUUAAAGUGUACUUAGUUAUGGAGUUGGUCACUGGCGGCGAGCUUUUUGACAGAAUAGUUGAGAAAGGUUCCUAUACAGAAAAAGAUGCCUCAGGUUUAAUAAGACAAGUCUUAGAAGCAGUUGAUUAUAUGCAUGAACAAGGUGUUGUUCACAGAGAUCUUAAACCAGAGAAUCUCUUAUAUUAUAGUCCAGAUGAAGAUAGUAAGAUUAUGAUUAGUGAUUUUGGUUUAUCAAAAAUGGAAGAUUCAGGAAUAAUGGCUACUGCCUGUGGUACACCAGGAUAUGUUGCUCCUGAAGUACUUGCUCAGAAGCCAUAUGGUAAAGCAGUUGAUGUUUGGAGUAUAGGUGUUAUCUCUUAUAUUCUUUUAUGCGGAUACCCUCCAUUUUAUGAUGAAAAUGAUGCCAACCUCUUUGCACAGAUUUUAAAAGGUGAAUUUGAAUUUGAUUCACCAUACUGGGACGAUAUCAGUGAUUCAGCUAAGGAUUUCAUACACAAGUUGAUGUGCGUCAAUGUUGAACAACGCUAUACAUGCAAACAGGCCCUAGCACAUCCUUGGAUUUCUGGAAACGCAGCUAGCAAUAAAAAUAUCCAUGGCUCCGUAGGAAAGUCUCCCUCUUCUCUCAUGGUUCCAGCAAGCGUAUCAUGCAACCACGGUCAUACGUCAGAUGCAGAGACUGGCACUCAACAGCGGCCAGCAGCAACAGGGCCCAGGAUCAGGCCCUUGCAGCGGCAACCUCACGCCGUGUCCCGAUCAAUCGCAAACCAAUCCCAGCAACCAUCAGCACAGACCACUGGGACCUCCAAACAACCUCAAUUGAAGGAUAUUCUUGAGCCAUCAUUGUCCACACCAAACUUGGUGGCUUUGCCAACCUCUCCCAUUCCACUUACUCCUAGCUCUCCAUUAUACUUACGCAAUAAACGCUUCAAAUUAUGGGGCAGUACACGCACUGCUCUCUCUACUCUUUUUCGAGUAAAUGUCUCGUAUCUUAGGAAGCAAAGGAAAUAUAAAAAAAGUUGAAUCUCAAUGCUAAACAUUCUCUAGAAGUUAAUGUCAAUGAAAUGUAACGCUUUGUAAUCAUUAUUUACAAAGUGUGAAAGAGCUACAUUACCUCAAGCUAAAAUGCUUUAUUACAAUUUCCUAUGACAUAGUAAAAUGCUGAUUAUGUAUAAUAUACAAAUUAAUGGAUUGCACGAUGAAUCACAGUUUUUUCAGAUACUGUUUUUAGAACUUUUUCUUCAUAAGUUCUCUCUUUUUUUUUUUUAGAACUGGAAUCUCUUUUUUACUUGUUUUUGUUCGAUUUUUUUUUUUUUUUUUUUUUUUUUUUUUUUAUAUUUUUAUGUACAUAUUAAAUGCUAUUUGUGUUGAACAUUAUUAAAUGAUUUAAAUGAAAUUAACGAAUUAUCUCAAGAGAUAUAUAAGAAGAAAUUGUUUUCUAUUUAAAUUUUUAUAUAAUUCAAUAUAUUGAUUUUAUAUCCCUAAAAAGUCUUAUAAUCUCUUAAUGAUCUGAACGGUAUAUGUAUGAUUUAUGAAACCUUACCAGAUUGAAUUGAUUAAUCAUAAAAAUCGGGUGAACAGUACAACGACAAAUUUUUAAUCUUUUAUAAAAUCUGAGAUUUAUAAUGGACAUUUAUUGUUCAAAACAAUUCUGUGUAAUAUAAAUAUAUUAAACACGUUUCAAAAACAUUGUAUUUAAUAUUAUACAAAUAUAAGUGCAUUUUAUUAUUUUAUUUUAAUAUCGCGCUAUAAACGAUUAAUUUAUAGUAAACAUUAUUCGUUCAUAAAGUAUAUAUAAAAUCUAUUGUUCUAUAUCAACAAUAUUUGACAUUUCUUACAGAAUUGUACUUGAACAAUGAUAAAACAUUGACAGGAUGUUCUAUCUCUUUCUUAUUGUAUAUCUUUACAUGUUCUAAAAAGAAUGAAACACUUUAUUUUCUAAUCUUGUAUAUUUCAAGGCAAUAUGCAUAUAAUUUUUUUAUAAUAAUUGCUUACAUGAAAAAGAUUAUUUUAUAUUAUAUAUAAAUUGUGUGUGAUUGUCAAACAAACCCCGUGUGUGCACUUGACUUAUUGCAAAUUUGAAUAGUUUGUAAAAGUGUACUUUUUUCCAAUAGUUUGAAGUUUGAGAAUAAUUGUAGAGAUGCAUGUAAAUCUCUUGCCAAGGUUGAUCGAUCGCAUGCUGUGAAAAGUGCAUUAAGUACAUACGUUUAACGGAAGUACUUUUGAAAUCGUGAUAGACAAACAAAUAUCCUUUUAAAAAAAAUCGCUAAGAUUUUUGGAAAGAAUUUUUCAGAUAUACGUACAUAGUGAUUAUUUUUCAAGCUUUUGCGUGCAUAUGUUAUAUUUUACGGGAAAUAAGGAACAAUUAAGAUUGUUUACAUUAAUUAAUAGGUAUAUGAAAUUGUUUUUUUUUUUGUUUUUCAUACAUGUUAAGUACAUUAUGUGGUGAUACUAGUGUAUUAGUUUAAUGAUACGAAGAAAAUGUUAUGUUAAGCAACAACAAAGACAUUAUCCGCGUUAAAAAAAAAGUGCACACAAACGCAUGCAUGUAUGCAUAUGAGAUUAUUCUAAUAAUAUUUUUAAUCUAUCUCACACUGUCUUACAAAAAAAAUAUGUAAAUAAAAUACAUAUAGACACACAUAUGCAUGCAUACUUUUCAAUAAUUUUAAGAUACAAAUAUAAACAACAUAUGUGUAUUAUAAUGUGAAAUUUAUUAAUGCUAGAUGUCUCAUAUAUACAUUAUAUUAAAAAUUAUAAAAUAACUUUUCAUUUUUGGAAAAUUAUUAUGAAAAAGCAUCUGAACUAAACUAAAUUAUCAUAAUAAAUAUUUUCAUAUUUGGAUUUAUUUAUUUAUCUUUACUUUGAGUAUUUGGAUAAUAUACUUUCUGAUAUAUUUGUAUGAUAUAAUUUACAUACAAAACUCUUGAAAAUCAUCUAAUGAAAAUGUAUAAAAUGUUACAUAGCCCAUGUAAAUGUUGUAAAAAUAACUUGUGUGUUUGUAUUUGUAUCUUAUUAAUAGAUUAUUUAUAAUUACCAUAUAUACAAUAAUAUCUAAGAUUUCAGAAUAUAGAUGUUUGCAAUUUUAUCUUCUCAAACAAAUUGAAAAAAUCACCUUUUUUAUUUGGGAUGGUUUAAUUUUGCUCAUGCAAUCACAUUUUUUCAUAAAUAAUAUCUGCAAAGUGCAAUGUAUGUGUGCCUCUUGUGAUAAUGAUAUUACCGUAACUUUUAAAGAACUUAUUAUCUGAUUACAAAAAAAUCAAAAUUCAUGUUUGAAACUAUUAAUCGUUUAAAUAACAUAAAAGAGAUGCAUAUAAAAAUUGUUGCGAAAAAUACGUGUUAUGUAUGUGUAUUUAUAUACAUGCACAUGCAGUAUCAAAAAGAAUGACUGAAUUGAAGAGGUUAUCUGCAAAUAAAAUACUUUGAUAUUAAUCAAAACAAAAAAUUAUUGCUGUGCUAUAGAAUCAGGUGAUGUUUCUUGUUCUAUGAAAAAAACUUCAAGUUUAUAAAAAGAAUAAUAUUUUAAACAAAUAUAAUACAACAUAUGGAAGUAAUAAAUUCAAAUUACAUAACGUUUAAGAACUUGUGUAUUUCAUUAAUACCACGUGAAUACAAUUUUUAAUUAUUCUUAAUGGAAUUUGCCAUCAAUAUGGCUGAGUAUCGCUCUAUAAUAAAAACGAGCAUUUUAGAAAUAAAUUUUUUUUCUUUAUUAAGAUCUAUAUAUAUAUAUAAACUAUAUCUAUAUAUCACAAUACGCAUUAUUAAAAUGUAUAAAUAUGAUAACUGAAAAAUACAAUUAUAAAACUGAUAUCAAAUUGA
Messenger RNA from Vespula vulgaris, 5519 nucleotides. It is a transcript of the gene CaMKI, whose product is annotated as calcium/calmodulin-dependent protein kinase type 1. The transcript has 9 exons. Gene Ontology annotation, molecular function: calmodulin binding; calcium/calmodulin-dependent protein kinase activity; ATP binding. Gene Ontology annotation, biological process: protein phosphorylation. The record is from RefSeq and is a predicted model, not a curated record. Bases 1341 to 2726 code for a protein of 461 amino acids. Lineage: Eukaryota; Metazoa; Arthropoda; Insecta; Hymenoptera; Vespidae.